This is a messenger RNA of Osmia bicornis bicornis, 990 nucleotides long. It is a transcript of the gene mRpS25, whose product is annotated as probable 28S ribosomal protein S25, mitochondrial. The transcript has 4 exons. Gene Ontology annotation, cellular component: mitochondrion. Gene Ontology annotation, molecular function: structural constituent of ribosome. NCBI's taxonomy places the organism in Eukaryota, Metazoa, Arthropoda, Insecta, Hymenoptera, Megachilidae. Bases 414 to 923 code for a protein of 169 amino acids. The record is from RefSeq and is a predicted model, not a curated record.
UUAAACACAAAAGUUUAUAUCAAAACAGCUGGAUAUGCAACAGUGGAGAUAACGUGUCUCAAAAGAGAAAGGAACAAGGUUUAGCACAUGUGUAUGCAAGUCGUACCGGCACUAUAUGUAUAUGUAACUACACCGUAGCUGCAGUACUUCUACUCUAUUAACGGUGGAAGUAAUAUAUGUAUAUAUAUAUACACACACACUAGUAAGUGAGUGAGUGAUAAGGUUAUCACAUUAUUAAAAACACCAUAACCAACAAUAUUUUAUCAUAAAGGGUAAAGCUGGGUAAAGCUCACAGUGCAUAAGUUAUUACAACAAUAGAUUAUUGUAGUAGUAAACUAGUCAUACAGUAUAUAAAUAUACAUGCAAAAGGAUAAUUUAUUGUACAUUAGUUUUUGUUAAAAAAAAACAACCAAAUGCCAUUUAUGAUUGGUAGAGCACCUAUACGAAGAACAUUAAAUUAUUUAAAUGCUGGUACAAUAAUAUUGAAAGACGAAAUACAAAUAUUUUCUAUUAAUUACAACAUACGUGGGAAUCAUCAUCAAGGAAUCAAGGAUUUCAUAUUUUGGCAUAUUUCACAGCUUCAAUAUAAAAAUCCAAAAGUGCAAGUUAUUACUUUUAAAAAUAUGACACCAACACCUUUCAUAAAAUGUUACUAUGAAAAUGGAAACACUAUGUUAAUUGAUGUAGAUGACAAAUCCAAAGAUGAAAUACUAAUGCAUCUCAGACGUGUAGUUUGUAAAUCAAAAGAACUUCAGAAAGAAGAAAGUAUCAAGAAGGAAAAGAAAGAUAAUCCUGCAAAUUUUGGUGUUGGUUGUUCACGAAGCUGUAUUUGUGUAGUACCUGGUCAGAUACCAUGUCCAGCUAUAGUACCUUUACCAUAUCAUAUGCGUGGAAAAUACAAAUAUCAAAAGAAAGAUGACUAACUCUGAUGUAAAACUUAUUUCAUAAAUACAAUAGGAAUCAUUAUAUUAAACUCAUAUUCAUCACUAA